AUGGCGUACCGCGGGGGGAACGGCGGGAACGAUUAUGAUGCCCAUGACGGCCACAACAUGCAGGACCUUCCUGCUGGCUCUGGCAGAUACCACAUCCCUCCCCAAGACGAAGGUGUCGACGAUGCCGGUCAGUCUCUUCUGAGAGACCCUCACGCCCCAGCUCCCUAUGAGAGCCACCUGGGACCUGCCGAGACUCCUGGCCGCCCGGUUUCCGCAUACUCUCUCACAGAAUCAUACGCUCCUGGCGCUGGCUCCCGGACACCAGUUCCUGGCGAAGCUGCCUUUUCUACUGGCUACCGCUCCGAGCUCGACUCCGACAAUGGCGGCUUCGGAUAUGGCCGUCCCGCCUCGACUGUCGGCGAUGUCGAGGACAGCUGGGUCCGCAGACAGCAGCCCGGUGGCCCCGGUGGUGGUCUGAAGCGUUACGCGACCCGUAAGAUCAAGCUUACUCAGGGCUCCGUCCUGAGCAUUGACUACCCCGUCCCCAGUGCCAUCAAGAACGCUGUUCAGCCCAAGUACCGCGAUGUCGAGGGCGGCAGCGAUGAAUUCCACAAGAUGCGCUACACCGCCGCUACUUGCGAUCCUAACGACUUCACCCUCAAGAAUGGUUACGAUCUGCGUCCCAGAAUGUAUAACCGACACACUGAGCUGCUCAUUGCCGUCACAUACUACAACGAAGACAAGGUCCUCUUAUCGCGUACCCUCCACGGUGUCAUGCAGAACAUUCGCGACAUCGUAAACCUCAAGAAGUCUACUUUCUGGAACAAGGGCGGUCCCGCCUGGCAGAAGAUCGUCGUCGCCCUGGUUUUCGACGGUCUCGACAAGACUGACAAGAACGUGCUGGACGUCCUGGCCACCAUUGGUGUCUACCAGGAUGGUGUCGUGAAGAAGGAUGUCGACGGCAAGGAGACGGUGGCCCACAUCUUCGAGUACACCACCCAGCUGUCCGUCACCCCCAACCAACAGCUCAUCCGCCCGGUUGACGAUGGCCCAUCAACUCUCCCGCCUGUUCAGUUCAUUUUCUGUCUGAAGCAGAAGAAUACCAAGAAGAUCAACUCCCACAGAUGGCUUUUCAACGCCUUCGGUCGCAUCCUGAACCCCGAAGUCUGCAUCCUCAUCGACGCUGGUACCAAGCCCAGUCCCCGAUCGCUGCUCGCUUUGUGGGAGGGAUUCUACAACGACAAGGAUCUCGGCGGUGCUUGCGGUGAGAUCCACGCAAUGUUAGGCAAGGGCGGCAAGAAGCUGCUUAACCCCCUCGUGGCGGUCCAGAACUUCGAGUACAAGAUCUCCAAUAUUCUGGACAAGCCCCUCGAGUCCUCCUUCGGAUACGUCUCCGUGUUGCCCGGUGCUUUCUCCGCCUACCGCUUCCGUGCGAUUAUGGGUCGCCCGUUGGAGCAGUACUUCCAUGGUGACCACACUCUUUCCAAGAUCCUCGGAAAGAAGGGUAUCGAUGGAAUGAACAUUUUCAAGAAGAACAUGUUCUUGGCUGAGGAUCGUAUUCUCUGCUUCGAACUGGUCGCCAAGGCUGGCCAGAAGUGGCAUUUGUCCUACAUCAAGGCUGCCAAGGGUGAGACUGAUGUUCCCGAGGGUGCUCCCGAGUUCAUCUCCCAGCGUCGUCGUUGGCUCAACGGUUCCUUCGCUGCCUCCCUCUACUCGCUCAUGCACUUCGGUCGCAUGUACAAGUCCGGCCACAACAUCAUCCGCAUGUUCUUCUUCCACGUCCAACUCAUCUACAACAUCCUCCAGGUCAUGUUCACAUGGUUCAGUUUGGGUUCCUACUACCUGACUACGACGGUUAUUAUGGAUCUCGUCGGCAACCCGGUCACUUCCGACGACGAGAGUCAGGUGCGCCACGGCUGGCCCUUUGGCGACACCGCGACACCCAUCUUCAACGCCCUGCUCAAGUACCUCUACCUCGCCUUCGUUAUCCUGCAGUUCAUUCUCGCUCUGGGUAACAGACCAAAGGGUUCUAAGUACACGUACAUUGCCUCGUUCAUUGUCUUCGGUCUUAUCCAGUCUUACAUCCUGAUUCUCUCGGCAUACCUGGUCGUGCAAGCGUUCCAGAAGCCCAUCAGCGAGCAGAUCAGCUUGGACUCUGGCGCAGACUUUGUUGCUAGUUUCUUCGGAGGUACGAACGCUGCCGGUGUUAUUCUUGUCGCCUUGGUUACUAUCUACGGUCUUAACUUCAUCGCAUCCUUCAUGUACCUCGACCCCUGGCACAUGUUUACCUCGUUCCCUCACUACCUGGUGCUCAUGUCGACCUACAUCAACAUUCUCAUGGUCUACGCCUUCAACAACUGGCACGAUGUGUCCUGGGGUACCAAGGGUUCAGACAAGGCCGAGGCGCUUCCUUCAGCCCAGGUCAGCAAGGGCGAGAAGGACGAAGCCGUUGUGGAGGAAAUCGACAAGCCACAGGAGGAUAUUGACAGUCAGUUCGAAUCGACUGUCAAGCGUGCUCUGGAGCCAUUCAAGGAGGAAGAGGAAGUCGAGAAGCCCGAUGUCGAGGACUCGUACAAGUCUUUCCGUACUGGUCUGGUCGUUUCUUGGCUCUUCUCCAACACCUUCCUGAUCAUCAUCAUCACGAGUGAUAACUUCAACUCGUUCGGCAUUGGCAAAUCCGCGUCCGCACGUACUGCCUCCUACUUCAGCUUCUUGCUGUACUCCACCGCUGUGCUCUCCCUGGUCCGUUUCUUCGGUUUCCUGUGGUUCUUGGGCAAGACUGGUAUCAUGUGCUGCUUCUCCAGACGGUGA
This is a messenger RNA of Colletotrichum chrysophilum, 2751 nucleotides long. It is a transcript of the gene CHS1, whose product is annotated as Chitin synthase, class 1. The transcript is spliced from 4 exons. Gene Ontology annotation, molecular function: chitin synthase activity. NCBI's taxonomy places the organism in Eukaryota, Fungi, Ascomycota, Sordariomycetes, Glomerellales, Glomerellaceae. The record is from RefSeq and is a predicted model, not a curated record. Bases 1 to 2751 code for a protein of 916 amino acids. Gene Ontology annotation, cellular component: cell septum; cell periphery.